Messenger RNA from Chroicocephalus ridibundus (black-headed gull), 3239 nucleotides. RefSeq names its product UEV and lactate/malate dehyrogenase domains (gene UEVLD). The transcript is spliced from 12 exons. Gene Ontology annotation, biological process: protein modification process; pyruvate metabolic process; lactate metabolic process. The coding region runs from base 15 to 1454 and encodes 479 amino acids. Gene Ontology annotation, molecular function: L-lactate dehydrogenase (NAD+) activity. NCBI's taxonomy places the organism in Eukaryota, Metazoa, Chordata, Aves, Charadriiformes, Laridae. The record is from RefSeq and is a predicted model, not a curated record.
CCGGCCCCGCCGCCAUGGAGCUCUCGGAGGAGGCGCUGAGGAAGCGGCUGGGCAAGUAUAAAUUCAGAGACCUGACCAUUGAAGAACUAAAGAAUGUUAGCAAGACCUACCCAAACUUCACGUUCUCCAUGAACACAUACACCUUCAAGGAUGGAUCCCAGAAGGACCUCCUGAAUUUUAGUGGUACUGUUCCAGUGAAAUAUGGUGAUUUCUAUAACAUACCCAUUCAUCUGUGGAUUCUGGAUUCUCAUCCCUUUGCUCCCCCCAUUUGCUUCUUGAAGCCGACUGUGAACAUGGCCAUUUCAGUGGGAAAGCACGUUGAUGCCCACGGCAGGAUUUAUUUGCCUUACCUGCAAAACUGGAGCCAUCCUAAAUCAACUGUUAUUGGAUUAAUCAAGGAAAUGAUUGCAAAAUUUGAGGAAGAGCUCCCUUUGUAUUCACUGUCAUCUUCUGAAGCAGCCAGGCAAUCGGAACUUCUCUCCUACAUUGCAAAGAUUACUGCAGGAGAGACUGACACGAAAUCAAAGACUAAACUUGGUGGAGGCAAAAAUGAAGGAUGUUUUAACAAAAUUACUGUUGUUGGAGCUGGAGAUCUUGGCAUUGCAUGUGUGUUAGCAGUUGCAGCAAAGGGUGCUGCAGACAAGGUAGUUCUUCUGGAUCUUUCUGAAGGUACAGCAAAAGGAGGGACCAUGGACUUGGAGAUCUUUGCUCUGCCAAAUGUGGAGAUCAGCAAAGAUUUUUCUGCUUCAGCUGAUUCAAAAGUUGUGGUACUUACAGUUAAUUCUCUGGGAAAUGCUCAGACUUAUCUUGAUGUCAUACAAAGCAAUGUGGACUUGUUCAGAGGAAUUAUCCCAGCAAUAUCACACUACAGUCAGAACACCGUUCUCCUUGUUGCUUCUCAUCCAGUUGAAGUAAUGACAUAUGUGUCGUGGAAGCUGAGUGCAUUUCCCAAAAGUAGAGUUAUUGGAGUAGGUGCCAACCUAGAUACUGAGAGAUUUCAGUAUAUACUGACAAAUCUUUUGAAAGCAGAGGCACUGGCAAAAGAUGCUUGGAUUAUUGGUGAACAAGGAGAAGACAAAGUACUGUCCUGGACCAGUUGUAAUUUAGCUGCAAAUCAAAUGGAAGCAAUGGCUUCUCGUAACUCAAGGGAAAAGGUGGCUAACAGAGCUAUGGAAGUUCUAAAGGGAAAAGGUCAGAGAUCUUGGUCUGUUGGGCUCUCAGUUGCUGAUUUGACUGACAGCAUACUGAAAGAUAAAAGAAAGGUUCAUUCUGUAUCCACUCUGGCAAAGGGAUGUUGCAAUAUAAACAGUGAAGUGUUCUUAAGUCUACCCUGUGUUCUCGGAACCAACGGAGUGAUUGAAAUGGUCAAACUAGAAGAAGAUCCACUAGUGCAAGAGAAACUGCAAAGCGGUGCAGGGUCAAUUCAUGACCUUCAGCAGCAACUGAAACUGUAAGCAAGCACAAGGGAAGCCACUGUGUCUGCUCACAAAAUCCGGAGAUUUGCUAGGCAAAAAGGCUUGCUUGGUAUAUAUGGAUUUCUAUAUAUAAAACAAGAAGGUUUUUUUACUGUACUUCCAAAAAGUGCUUUCUCAGUUUUGGUUUAAAUUAUUUAAUAAUGUGCUGCAUAGUAACUUAUUUGAAAAGUGCACUUUUGGAAGCCAAAAUGAGGAGGGUAGCGCGCAGGAAUGUUUUACCUACAUUCAGCUGAAUUUUGCCUGUGGUUUUUUGUUGCUAAUUAUAGCCUGAUUCUUGGGUUAUUCUUAGCAAUUUGCACCUCAUUAUUAGGACAUAGUCUGGGAGAGCGGCUUUACCCAGCUCUGCAGAAACUCCAGUGUACAGAGCCCGCUAGAACUCUGCCUCCAGGUUUUUCAGUGCUGCAUCAGGGGCUAGUCUAGGAAACGUCCACGCUCCAGCUCUUCGGGGCACCGGCGGAUACACUUCGGUAGCUCGCUCUUUCAUGCCUAUCACAGAUGCUCUUAUGUCAAUGGACUCCUGCUUGUUACUAAGGGGAAAAAAAGCUUGACGUUAGCAGUGCCCUUCAAAGCUGAAGUAUUGGAUAUGCAUUUCUGCUGUAUGUUUAAUGACAUCUGAGGCUUUCUGGUGAUGACUUGUUUGCUCUUAUUCUGUAAGGACGUUCAAAGCAUUAAGCAUCUGCAUUUUUUGGUACAUACACGCAGACUCUUACCCUGUGCCGCACUGGGAGAGAUGCGCUUCCUGACAGGGAGGAGCCAGGGGGUGGGCUUCAAAUAAAGAAAAAAAUCUGACAGUUAAGUAUUGCAGAAGUAUCUGUGAGUUUAGGCCUUGAUCCAAAGCCAAGCUGAUGUCAGAAAGCUUUCCAUCCGCCUGAGGGGGAUACAUCAGCUUGAGAAGGCAAUGGAACCCAUAACCCUCCUUGGGGGACGCCGAGGAUGUGGUGAAAAAACAGGAUGUAGAUUUUUUAGAUAAAUCAAAAAGCAGAUGUUUUUAAGAUAAAGUUUUUUUUUGGGGGGGGGGGGGUUCUAAUGUCUUGAUUGCUUGCACUGGUAAACAUUUGGGCUCCACUCCUGCUGUGUGCGGCGUAGGAUCAUCCUUCCGUAUUUAGAGGAGUGACUGGUUAAAUAUUGAAGGUUUCCGAGAAAAAGUAGGUCUGUGUCAGAGCAAAGGAUCUAUUCCUUUGUGUCUUCCGUAUCUCACCGAGUCAGACAUACAAGCAGUUCUGAGUUUAUAUUCAUCUCAGAAUUAAGAUAAAAAUAGAAAGAAAAAAAAGUCAGUAAAUCAGAUAAUUUUUUUUCAUGAAAUGAGAUGGUGCUGAGUGAUAGGGCAAAAUUCGUGUUGGCUGCAGGUGACCAACUUUGCUGCUAUAUUAAAAAAAACAACACCCAAAACAAUUGCUGGACCUCGGGGGUUGUUGGUUUGUUUUUUUUCUCUUACUUUGGAAAAAAACAGCAUCAAAUUAUGGUUUUACAUUGGUUCUUCAUGGUCUUGUGUUUAAUCUGUUGAGCGUUUAUUCUCAUGUUAAUAGUCCAGGUGUUUUGUUUGAUUGGGUUUUUUUGUUUUUUUGUUUUAUUAAUAGCUUUAAUCAUAAAAAGCUGCAAAUCCUUCCAGGGAUGUCUUUUAAGUUGAUGCUUAUGUUAUAAAAUAACUAGUCUUGACUCGUUGCUCUCGUGUUUUGUGUCAUAUUUCUUGAAAAAUAACCGGCAUGGACAUGGCACUUCACGUUCUCACGGGAAAUUAAUAUUUUUUAGCAAUAAACCGCAAUA